AAUUCGUUUCGUAAUAGCUCAGGAAAAUUUAAUAUUUCUAAUUAAAUGGAUGUCAAGAUUUCCUCAGUAUCAAUAUAGAGAUUUCUACAUUGUUGGUGAAAGCUAUGCAGGGCAUUAUGUUCCUCAGCUUGCAAAAAAAAUCCAUCUCUACAACAAAAGUUUCAACAACACACCAAUCAUUAACCUCAAAGGAUUCAUGGUUGGAAAUGGAGAUAUCGACAAGCAUUACGACAGUUUAGGAUCCGCCAUGUAUGCAUGGUCACACGCAAUGAUGUCCGACAAAUCUUACAAGUCUAUCCUCAAACACUGCAGCUUCACGGCGCAUAAAAACUCGAACAAGUGCAAUUGGGCACUCUACUUCGCCUUCAUUGAGUUUGGCAAAGUCAAUGGGUACAGCAUCUACUCACCCUCAUGUGUACAUCAAACCAACCAGACCAAGUUCCAGCAUGGACGGCUUUUGGCAGAGGAGUAUGAUCCUUGUACAGAGAACUACGCCGAGAUAUAUUACAACCGUCCUAAUGUACAACGAGCUAUGCACGCUAAUCUUACCUCCAUUCCUUAUAAAUGGACCACAUGCAAUAUGGUUUUGAAUAAAAACUGGAAAGAUUCUGAGUUUUCAAUGUUGCCGGUAUACAAGGAACUCAUUGCCGCUGGUUUGAGGAUCUGGGUCUUUAGUGGCGACACAGACGCAGUGGUUCCAGUGACUGGGACUCGUCUUGCCCUCAACAAACUCAAUCUUCCUGUGAAAACUCGCUGGUACCCUUGGUACUCCGAGAAGCAGGUGGGAGGAUGGACAGAGGUAUAUGAGGGGCUUACCUUUGCGACUGUAAGAGGGGCGGGCCAUGAAGUGCCGGUGUUGCAACCAGAGCGUGCUCUCACUCUUUUACGGUCCUUCUUGGCCGGCAAAGAACUUCCAAGGUCUGAUUAGUCACACACAGAAGAGACAAGGCUCCCUGCAAAACCCGAGUAAACUCGGUGUUUUCUUUUCCAUUUUUUAUGUUUCAAAUCAACUUCAUUUCUGGCAAUCUUGAGAAGACAUUUAAUAAGAUAUCGAAAGCAUU
Arabidopsis arenosa is the source of this 1061-nucleotide messenger RNA. Lineage: Eukaryota; Viridiplantae; Streptophyta; Magnoliopsida; Brassicales; Brassicaceae. The record is from the annotation of a GenBank genome assembly.